GGCGGGCCCGCCCUUUCUGCCCGAGCAGUGGCGGCGUUUCUUCUCUGGCGGUUGCGGAGUGAACAUGGCGGACCAGGCCAUCUCCUUCCUCAAGGACUUCCUGGCCGGCGGCGUCGCCGCCGCCAUCAGCAAGACGGCGGUAGCGCCCAUCGAGCGGGUUAAGCUCCUGCUGCAGGUGCAACAUGCAAGUAAGCAAAUUGCUGCUGAUAAGCAGUACAAGGGUAUCAUCGAUUGUGUAGUGCGCAUCCCAAAGGAACAAGGAGUGCUGUCCUUCUGGCGAGGAAAUUUGGCAAAUGUCAUCAGAUACUUCCCGACCCAAGCUCUCAACUUUGCCUUCAAGGAUAAGUAUAAGCAGGUGUUCCUAGGAGGAGUAGACAAGCACACUCAGUUCUGGAGAUAUUUUGCUGGCAACUUGGCUUCUGGUGGUGCGGCUGGAGCCACUUCCCUCUGCUUUGUCUACCCCUUGGAUUUUGCAAGAACCCGUUUGGCAGCUGAUGUCGGCAAAGCUGGUGCAGACAGAGAAUUCUCUGGUCUCGGGGACUGUUUAGUCAAAAUUACCAAGUCUGAUGGUCUGCGUGGCUUGUAUCAAGGGUUCAAUGUCUCUGUCCAGGGCAUCAUCAUCUAUAGAGCUGCCUACUUUGGAAUCUAUGAUACAGCAAAAGGCAUGCUGCCAGAUCCCAGAAACACUCACAUUGUUAUCAGCUGGAUGAUUGCACAGACAGUGACUGCUGUGGCUGGUGUGGUUUCCUAUCCUUUUGACACAGUGCGGCGUAGGAUGAUGAUGCAGUCAGGACGCAAAGGAGCUGAUAUCAUGUACUCUGGAACGAUUGACUGCUGGCGGAAGAUUGCAAGGGAUGAGGGAGGAAAGGCGUUCUUCAAGGGUGCAUGGUCUAAUGUUCUCAGAGGCAUGGGGGGUGCUUUCGUGCUCGUGCUGUACGAUGAAUUCAAGAAAGUCAUUUAAACAGCCUAACUAAAAUUGGAAAUCAAGUUGAGCAGAUCAUGUAGAAUAACUACCAUUAUGGACCAUUGACCUUCAAGAAAUUCCUGUGAGUUUUAUUUAUCGGAGCCAGCUGAUACUUGUAGAUAGGGCUGGAAACUGACAUAGAGGACUGAUCCAUUUCACGGUAACCUGCAUGAAGACACUGAAUCUGGCAGUUCAGUGUGAUGAUUUUAUCAGUGAUGAAAAAUCAGUGACAGUGGUUCUGGGUCCAAAGUAGCUGGGUACAAUUUAGGCAGAAAGAAAAGUAUGCCUGUGGAUCAGUCCUCAGUUUCAAGUCCUAUCUUUUAGGACCAUAAAAUUGUAUUUGAAAAUACUUGCUAACAAAUCAUGUUCUUUUCCACUUGUACUGAAGCACUAUGUACCAUUUUGCACAGCUGAACAUCUAGCAAUUAUGUUCUUAAAUUGGGGCAUUCUGCUGUAGAACAAUAAACAUACUUAUUAUGUCUGUGUUGAAAUUAUUACAUCAAA
Lagopus leucura (white-tailed ptarmigan) is the source of this 1468-nucleotide messenger RNA. RefSeq names its product solute carrier family 25 member 6 (gene SLC25A6). Gene Ontology annotation, biological process: mitochondrial ATP transmembrane transport; mitochondrial ADP transmembrane transport. Gene Ontology annotation, cellular component: mitochondrial inner membrane. Gene Ontology annotation, molecular function: ATP:ADP antiporter activity. NCBI's taxonomy places the organism in Eukaryota, Metazoa, Chordata, Aves, Galliformes, Phasianidae. The record is from RefSeq and is a predicted model, not a curated record. Bases 65 to 961 code for a protein of 298 amino acids. The transcript is spliced from 4 exons.